AUGCCCCAGAUGACCAAAGACGCUCCUAAAAGGGUAGCAGUGAUCGGAGCAGGAAUCAGCGGAGUAUGCGCAGCAGCACAUCUUCUCAAGGCCGGCCUGGAAGUAGUCGUGUUCGAGCGGUCGGGUAUUGCGGGCGGAGUGUGGCAUUUCGACAAGCGGGUGGCUCAUGAUCCGUCGCCAUAUCCAAGCGAGAUCCCGUCGAGAGGUGACUAUGAGCCAAUUCCGGGGCUUGCAUAUAGUACCCCUCCGCCCGAAGACGAGAUUACCGACGAGCUGGAGAUCAUCCAUGCGCCGCCCGGGCCAUGUUAUGCGGGACUCAAGAAUAAUGUCUCGACGAGAGAGAUGAAAGUCAGCCUGGCGUCGUGGCCGCCGAGAACCGCGGAUUUUGUCACCCAAAACGUUCUGGAGGAGUACAUCCAGGGUAUCGCAGAGCAGCAUGGUGUUAAUGCGGUCACACACUAUCACACUCGUGUCGAGGAAGUGAGAAAACAUGAAGGCCGAUGGGCAGUGCGUACGACACGCUUGCAGCAGACAGCGACACCGGGCUGGCGACUGGUAGAGCGCCUUUGGGCUUUUGAUGCAGUCGUAGUGGCCUCAGGCCAUUACCACAUGCCUCGGAUACCAGACUAUCCUGGCCUCAGCGAGUGGAAACGUGCAUAUCCGGACAGAGUCUGGCACUCGAAGAGAUACCGGAGUCCUCAGAUAUGCAGGGAUCAGAAUUUGCUUUUGGUCGGAGCCGGGGUGUCGGCGGCGGAUAUUGCGAAGGAGUCCAUAGGAGUUGCCAGGCACAUAUAUCAGAGUGCUCGAGGUGGGCUUUUCGACCUCCCGGCAAGCUUUUUACCAGAAGGCGUCACCAGAGUAGGUGCCAUCAAAUCGUUCGAGCUGGAGGCAAGACAGUGUGGGUUACGGGACGACUCCUCCGAGCCCAUUGCCGGAAAGGUGGUUUUGCAGAACGGAGACACGCUGUCCGACAUCCACGCCGUCAUCCUCUGCACAGGUUACAUAACCUCGUAUCCCUUCCUACGGCACUUGCACCGCGACGACAUCUCUGCGCAGCAGGCAAAUCAGACGGUGCUCGUGACGGCAGAGGGGAACAUGAACCACAAUCUGCACAAGGACAUGUUCUACAUCGAGGAUCCGUCGCUUAUCUUUAUCGGAGCCCCGUACCACAUCGCAACGUUCUCGCUUUUCGAGUUCCAAGGUCAGGUCGCAGCAAGAGUAUUGAGUGGGAAAGCUCAACUGCCAAGCUAUGACGAGAUGCGCCGAGAGUACAACGAGAAAGUGAGGGCCAAGGGGUUAGGCAGGGAGUUCCACAGCCUCAAGGCGGCAGGGGCUGAAGAAGCAUAUGUAAAGGACCUCGUUGACUGGGUCAACGCGGAUGCUGAGCGUCUAGGUGUCAAGGACAAGAUGGUAGGACACACACCCGAAUGGCAUGUUGCGAAAAAAGACAGAGAAGCGCGAAUCAGGCUGAUCUUUGCAGCGAAAGAAGAAGAAAAGAUUGAUAGUGUCGAGGUAGUAGUUGGGUUGGGAGGCGAUGGAGGUGAGGGAGGUGAGGGAGGUGAGGGAGGCCUGGCGGGCGGGCGCUUGGAAUCGGGAAGCACAUAG
This is a messenger RNA of Cladophialophora carrionii CBS 160.54, 1605 nucleotides long. RefSeq lists its product as uncharacterized. Gene Ontology annotation, molecular function: N,N-dimethylaniline monooxygenase activity; NADP binding; flavin adenine dinucleotide binding. The transcript has a single exon. The record is from RefSeq and is a predicted model, not a curated record. Lineage: Eukaryota; Fungi; Ascomycota; Eurotiomycetes; Chaetothyriales; Herpotrichiellaceae. Bases 1 to 1605 code for a protein of 534 amino acids.